AUGAAGGUCAAACAGUUCAUCUCCACCAUCAUCACCAUUCUAUUAUUAUUGAACAGAAUAUUUGUCACCUUCUCCGUGCCGGUGGAGCGCGACGCAAACGACGUGUUCGAUACCGUACAAAAGCUGACAUGCAUAAGUUCUAUAAAUCAGGUUUAUGCAUUCUAUUAUGAACCCGAGAACAAAUUCACCUCAUCCGAUGGUUGGUCCAUCUACGAUCCCCUUGUAGAAUUUGAACGGAUGGGAAGAACCGAUGCAUGGCGAUAUUCUACCGUCAAUCGAAGUUAUACCAUUUUGGUGGUUCCCUCAAAGAUUAGCGACAAUGUUUUAAAUCAUGCUUCUAAAUUCAGAAGUAAAAAUCGCGUACCCGCUUUAAGUUACUUGCAUCGGUUUAAUAAGGCGUCGAUCACACGUUCAAGCCAACCGAUGGUCGGUUUCAAACAGAAUCGAUCGAUACAGGACGAAAAACUCAUUGAAGCCGUCUUCAUGUCGAACGUUCCGACCUCAUCAAACGGGCAACCGGUUUACGGGGCAACGGCCACGAAUCUUAUUAUUGAUGCCCGUCCGACUGUAAACGCCAUGGCAAAUGUCGCAGUGGGUGCUGGCACCGAAAAUAUGGAGAAUUAUAAGAAUUGUGAGAAGAAACACAUGGGCAUCGACAACAUACAUGUGAUGAGAGAGAGUCUGGGAAAGUUAAUGGAAGCGAUACAUUCGGCCGAUGUUCAAUGUGUGCCCAUAAAAAGGCAUAAUUUGGAAAAAUCCUAUUGGCUUAGGCACAUCAGUACGCUAUUGGACUCCGCACUCACCAUCAUUAAAAAUGUCCACAUCGCAAAUUCCCACGUGCUCGUGCAUUGCUCGGAUGGUUGGGACCGCACGGCACAAUUGACCUCUAUCUCUGAGUUAUGUUUGGAUCCCUAUUACCGUACCCUGAGGGGAUUUCAAGUCUUGGUGGAAAAGGAUUGGAUAUCCUUUGGCCACAAAUUCAGCGAUCGCUCCGGUCAUCUGUCGAGCGAAAAAUACUUCGUGAACUCGGCAAACACUAACGCUGCCAAUUCUGCAUUCAAUUCAAUGCAAAGCAAGUUUUAUAAGCAAUCCCAUGUCCGUGAAACUUCUCCGAAGGAACGAAUGGAACAUAAUGCAAAAUCACAAACUCAUUCUUUAUGGGAUUAUUUUAAUUCGGAGAAGGAAAGAUUUAUUAAUUGCUCGUAUGAUAAUGGCGCAAAGGAUGUGGAGGAAUUUGGAGAUAUGGGUGUACUAUUUCCUGACGUGAAGAACGUGAAAUAUUGGGCCGGAGUGUUUCGGAAGAGCGAUGAAGAAUUAAAUGGAGCCCCCGAGGAGGUCAGUGACGUGUCUCGGCAUAGGCGGAGGUUAGACAGUCCGGUCUCUCGGUCUGCGUCCCCAACUGUAACUUCAGAUCCGCUCGUGGUUGAAGAUGUUAGCAACGAGUGGAAAGAAGAUUCUCACAUUUCAUCGCCGAUUACAAAAGGAUUAGAAUAUGAUAUAGGGGAUCCGUGGAAGCAGAAUGGAGAUGCUGAAGGAAAAGAACCCGGUGGCCAUGAUGGUACGGGCGCUGGUGGAAGCGCAGUUGAGAUCAAUGUUUUUCACAGUCUCGCAAAAUACACGCUCAAUAUGGGUGCGGCGGCGGUGGCGAAUAUUGCUGGCCGAGUGAAUUCUGAUGCAGAAGGAACAUCCAGCGACAAUAAUAGUGCGAACGGAAGCGGAAGUGGCAAUGUGACUCCUGCAGAGAUUGCCGAUGACAGCGGAAGUAACAUGAGCAGUGCACCCGGUACUCCAAAAAUGCGUGAGAUGAUAUCAUUCCCUCCAAGUGAUCUAUCUGAAAAUAGCAUCAGUAGUACAUCGUCGUCUUCUUCGAAUUCAACAAAACCAUGGCACACAUUUUCUUCAUUUCCCUCAUCGUUCUUAUCACGGAACGUCAAAAAUUCAUCUUCAAGAACCAGCUCGAGUCCACCGUUACAAUCGCUGUUCCGAUCGAACAGCGCAUCAAACUAUGAGAGAAUAGACUCGACUUCCACGGUAUCAUCAAAAACGCCGUCGAAGUCGAGUAGUUUGAACCUGAAACUAAAGCCGAAUUCGAAUGGUAAAUCAAGUUCGCCGUUAUCAACGCCGCCAAUAUCUUCGUCGCCCGUGACACCUGACCGAUUGAAAGAGCUACCACAUCCGUUGUACAACGAUCCACUUUAA
This is a messenger RNA of Acaulospora colombiana, 2199 nucleotides long. The record is from the annotation of a GenBank genome assembly. Lineage: Eukaryota; Fungi; Glomeromycota; Glomeromycetes; Diversisporales; Acaulosporaceae.